AUCGCCGAGCCAGUCACAACCGCGCGCCCCGCGCGUGCCCGCGUUUUCUCGUCAUUCAGAGUCUCCGCCGUAACCUGUUUUCCGCAAACAACACCAAUACAACCUCAAAACUGACAUGCAAACCGCUAAUCAUCAAUUACAAACAUAACUCGCAACAUCGCAAACCCAGUCCGCAGUGUGAACCCUGAAGCGAUAUUUAAUUGUGUGAAUGCCACGGUCCGCAGCCUACGCAGCCGGCGACGUUCCCCACCUCCGUUCAUUCAAGGACCAGCCGUUGAACUCAUGUUGCUACAAUUGUACGAACGCAAUCCUCGUGGUUUGGAAAUGUGCCUAGAUAUCCACACGAAUACGCGACUGAACUGAUGACCGUUCGCGAAUCGGUGCCAACGACAAUGUCAAUCAGACAAAAUUCAGGCGAAUUCACUAAACACAAACAACAACAACUAGGUAAACAGGGCCCAGAACCGGUCAACUUUCCACCGCGCUAUCAUCCGCCGCCACCUGCCGCUGCGGGCUCGAAACUAGCCACUACAGACGCAGCCGCUAAAGAGUUUAAACCUCCUCACGCUGUGAAACAAGUUAUAGAUCCCAUUUCAUUACAAUACCCGGUGGGUAUUCAGAGUUCUAUGCCAGUUUUGUAUCCUAGUGGCCCAUAUCCGCAAGUGAAAUAUCUUCAGGGUUACCCGAUUGGAUAUCCCGUUCCUGCUGCCGCCCUUCGUGCAUUGAGACCACCAGGUGAGAUAGUGACGAAAGCGAUUGUUCACGAGCCCGUCGAGACCACGGCUCGGGCGAGAAGUGCCGACGACACUCAGAGAGUACAACGUAACUUUGAAGAAGAGCAAAUUCAUAGGCGCUCCGCUGACAUGCUUAAGUUUACGAAGCGUAUAGAAUCUGACGGCGCCAGACAACCCGCAGAUCAGAGGCGGCAAAUUCAAACACUUUUAGAUGAAAUAAAAGCAUUGAAGGAGGCCAAUCGUCGCUUAAGUGAAGAUAAUCAAGAACUUCGCGACUUGUGUUGUUUUUUGGAUGACGAUCGCCAAAAAGGACGAAAGUUGGCACGGGAAUGGCAAAGGUUCGGUCGGUAUACUGCUUCUGUAAUGCGACAAGAAGUGUCAGCAUAUCAGAGUAAAUUGCGAGAGUUAGACGACAAACAACAGGAGUUGAUAAGAGACAACUUAGAAUUAAAAGAAUUAUGUUUAUAUCUUGAUGAAGAAAGAGAAAGGAGUACGUGCGUUAAUUGCCGACGUGCUGCUGGAAGAGAAAGAGAUGACGGAGAUGGUAGCAGCAGUGGAACAAAUGCCGAAGAAAUAGCUCGACCUCCAGCGCCUACAGUGUCUAUGACGCAUCCGCAACUCGCAGAACGUACAGUUCAAUAUGUUCGAGAUUUAGAACAAAAAGUACGACGUUUAGAAGCUGAAAAAGGUGUUGGGACGGGGCACAACGAAAGACCCGAAGCCGUAGUUCGUGCUCUUCAAGUUCUAGAAGUAAGAGAAAGAGUAGAAAGGGAAAGAAGAAGGCCAGCGCCAGAUUUAGACUCUGGUGAACAGGCACUAGUGCGAGAAAUGUGUAAUGUAGUUUGGGGUAAACUAGAGGAAGCUCCGCCGCAAGCACCUCCGCGUUGAUUGAUAUUGAUAUGUGAAAAGAAAAAGGUCGUAAACAAAAGGAAGUGAAAGAAAUCUGUUUAAAAUUCAACAUUUGAUUGGAAUUUGCCUCGAUUGAGGCCAUGGUGAACGAAGUCGACCGCAUGACCUACAGCCUGCUUUAGGUACCGGCCUUGUUUAUCAAUCAGUUGUAACAGAACUUUUAGUUGUUAAUCAAAAACAUUAGUAAUUACGAACGUAGUAAGUUAUGAAACGCGUACUCGCUUGCCAGAAACAAUUUAAUAUUUUGCCUAACUUUUUGACAAAAAUGAAACCUUAAAGUACAAAAUUAGGGAUAAGUUUACGGAGUUAUAAUCACUUAAGUUCCAAUUGCCUUUGUUAUAUACUAAAAUUGCGACAUCCUUGUAAGAUCGUAUGCCAUAGUAUUUGCUUGUGCUAUGAAAAAAUCUAAUGUUAAGUAGUUAGCUAUAAUUUUAACGCCUAUAAUUUUGUUAUAUUAAAUUCAAAGAUGGAUAUUAGGUUUAAUGAGGCUAAAAUAAUUUAUAAAGUCUGUGAUUGGCCGUCAUUUGAAAGAGCUGGAUCUAAUUUAACUUAAUGUACUUUGAUGUAAAGGAUUGCCUGAAACAUGCUUGCCAAAGUUUGCCAUUUCGAAAUAAUAAAACAAUUAUAAAUUUUAUAUUGCUUGGUUACACCAAUAUAGCCAAUUAUGUUAUUCUUCUUUUAAUUGAGACAUAUUAAUCAUUACUGCUACUCAAACCAAGCCCAUUAUCAAAGAUUUUAGACUAUUAGAUAUGUCACUAGCUCGUCGAAACUGAGGCAAAUUAAAGUGCCUUAUUGUUUUAAUUUCAUUUAGUCACAAAGCAAAUAUAGUAUAACAAAUAAUACCUAAAUAUUUGUCUAUAAUGUCGAGGAAGUUUAAAAACUAUAUAUACAUAAAUAUAAUAUAAUGUCAGUAAACACAAAAUUGUACAUGUGUGCGCUCAGUGUAGUAGUUAAAUUCGUAUCACUUUUUGCGGUGAUUUCAUAGGCACGUAACAUAUCUAAUAGUUUAAAAUCGUUGCCCAUUGUGUUAUUUCUAUUUUUAAUAUUGUUUGAAUCUUAGAUUUUAAAAUUAGAAGUUGCUAUUUAUACCGCAUUAAUGCCUGUAUCUAGUCAUAGCCGACCAUUAGAAGUUUUGUUUUCGUUACAUUCAAAAUGUCCAGCUCUAUCCAUUUGCCCUGCUUUCUGUAGUAUGUCGUGUGUUAUUGAUGUUUUAAUUUAUUUAUGAUGUCUUUGAAAAAAAAAUAUUUCUGUUUUUAA
Messenger RNA from Bicyclus anynana (squinting bush brown), 2900 nucleotides. RefSeq names its product coiled-coil domain-containing protein 85C-A (gene Ccdc85). Lineage: Eukaryota; Metazoa; Arthropoda; Insecta; Lepidoptera; Nymphalidae. Bases 363 to 1622 code for a protein of 419 amino acids. The record is from RefSeq and is a predicted model, not a curated record. The transcript has a single exon.